AUGAUAUUUCAUUCAGCUGUUUGACAAAAUGAUGAGCUUGACGCGCAUUCUAGACAUUUGAAACUUGUGAGUCAUUAAUGGUGAUGUAUUUUCCCAUAAACGAACGGUGAAGUUCGUUUUUAAAAGUCUGUGCUGUCAAAGACAAUUUAAGCUCAAAACACACAAACAGUGCUUUACAACAUGGAUGAAGUUGUAAUGGAUGCAGCAAAUAAAGACACCAAUUCGCGACAAAGACGUCGCAAAAAGCGAAUGUCAAGAGAGAUUGACGAUUACACAAAUGAAAGCUUAGAAUCACCGAGCUCCUUACCGGAGAGAAUUCCUCUUCAAGAGGUCGUAGACGGAGACAAAGGUGGAGUGCCUCACAGCGCGUCAAAUAAUUCUGGUGAUCAAGAGGGAAGCUCCGGGAUUCCCCAACCAACUUCGGAAAGAAAAAACAGAGCGAGAAGACAGAGAAGAAGAUCCAGAAUGGAAAAUGGAGAAGUGUAUGAUGGAAUGGAGUCUAACACACUAGAUAUACCAGAAAAGAAAAGAUAUAAACGCCCUGCAUCAGGUGUAACUCGUCAUGCCAGGUCAGCCAGUGCUGAGGUCAUCAACAGAGAAGAGGAGGAUAUGAUGGGAGAUACUGAAAACUUAAGUCCUGCAAGGAGAAGGCCAAGAAGGAAAAGAACACAUGGUUCCCGAGAUGUCAUCAAUGGCGAAGAAUAUGCUCAUGACUAUGAUGGAUAUGAUGGCCCUGGAGACUCGAAGAGGACAAGAUCAAAGAAAAAUAAAACAAAGAAAUCUCAAAGACAGCAGACUGGAACAUCAGCAGAAGAAGACAACUAUAAUGCUGAUAAUGAUGAAGAAGCUUCAACAGUUGACUAUUAUAAGGUGGACAAAGAAGACAUUGUGGUUAGCAACACCACAGAAACAUCACCCCCUGUCCUCCCCCCUGUGGCCCAGACCUUGCCAAGUCAGCCACUAGAUGUUGUCUUUAUUGAAAGGAGAGAUGGCCAGGGAUUUACACGGGAGAGAAAAACUAGACUUAUGCAAUUAGAAGAAGAGAGAAAUAAAGAACCAGAAAAGGUUCCCUCCUCCAUGCAGAUGACAACGGUUGAGUUUGCUGUGUCAGUGCAUCGAGCCUUUAGAUCUUUUUCUGUUUUCUGCCAUGGACUUCUUGCAGGGCUGGCUCUUUGCCAGGUCAUCUUUGUUUACUCGCUUAGUAAUAACAGCCAAGGUGACGUGGUCUUCCUGGAAAACUACUACAAGCUGGCACAACCUUUACAGUCACUGUACUACAUGCUGUUUGCAAUCUGUACAGUGUCUGUCUUCGACAGAUACGAUAUGGCAAAUCCACGGUCUGGAUUUUUCCGAGACUUGCUGUCGAGACCAUCUCGAUUUCUUUCAAUAAGUGCAUAUCUCUUUGCUAUGGUCUUCUCAAUAAGUGUGGCCAACAUAGACGACAGAAUCAGUUUGUACAAAGUACACAGUCACUUAUGGGGAGACGCGGAGACUUCGUCGUUGUUAGAUACUUGGAGGAUUAUCAACCUUAUGCGCGUGUUAGGGGCCGUGUUGGGCUGGGUACUAGUAUCAGCUCAGCCGUCAGACGAAUGUACGGCGGAGAACUUGUACGAAGGAGAACUGCUGCCCGGAGAACAAAUGCGCAUGCAACAACGACAAGCCAGUAGUGAACCUCAGCUUGUGGUGUGAUCAUGUGAACACACGGUUGGAGACUUGGUCAAGCUUAACCCAAACCUGAAUCGUUUCAAGCUCAAGAGGUGUUUAAAAGACGCGUGGCAAGGCUGCAAGUUUUAACCAUUGAAUGUUACGAAUGAGUGCAGCACAAGAGAUCGCUUGUAGUUUCUCCUGUGCUUUGGACGACGACUAUCUCUUGAAUUGUCAUACAAUUUAAGCCACACGAUCUCCAUUUGAAAAGUCCACAAGAUAUUGCUAAAUGCUGUAAAUAACCUGUAAUUAUUGCACCAAGGGUGACCAUAAUGUAUUGUUCCUUAAAUAGAGACUUUGUUUAGUGUUGCUUUCAGAAAUACCAGGAGUUUGAAUUUGAGUAAUAAAAUGGUACUUUGUAAGGAAACUCUA
Stylophora pistillata is the source of this 2076-nucleotide messenger RNA. RefSeq lists its product as uncharacterized. NCBI's taxonomy places the organism in Eukaryota, Metazoa, Cnidaria, Anthozoa, Scleractinia, Pocilloporidae. Gene Ontology annotation, biological process: cilium assembly. Gene Ontology annotation, cellular component: ciliary transition zone. The record is from RefSeq and is a predicted model, not a curated record.